Penicillium longicatenatum is the source of this 1386-nucleotide messenger RNA. RefSeq lists its product as uncharacterized. Lineage: Eukaryota; Fungi; Ascomycota; Eurotiomycetes; Eurotiales; Aspergillaceae. The record is from RefSeq and is a predicted model, not a curated record. Gene Ontology annotation, cellular component: cytoplasm. The coding region runs from base 1 to 1386 and encodes 461 amino acids. The transcript is spliced from 2 exons. Gene Ontology annotation, molecular function: calcium ion binding; calcium-dependent phospholipid binding.
AUGUCGCAUUAUCCCCCGUCUCAACCACCCUACGGGGCUCCUCCCCAAGGUUAUCCCCAGAACGCCUACCAACAACAACCUCCCUACCCUCAGCAGCAAUACGGUGCACCCCAGGGCCCUCCGCCACAAGGCCACUAUCCUCCCCAGGGCCAAUACGGCCAACCCCCUCCGCAACAGGGCUACUACGGCGCGCCCUCCCCCCAACCACCCACAGGAUACCAUGCGCCAUCUCCUCAGCCCCCAGCCGGGUAUCACCACGCACCAUCACCACAGCCAGGAUAUGGUGCUCCACCCACCCAAGCGCCUUACAACCAAGGACCACCUCAAGGCUAUGCGCCGCCCCCGGGGCCACCUCCCAUGAUGGGUGGUGCACCAGGCUACCCACCACCAGGCGCAUACGGCGCACCACCCGGCGCACCACCCAUGGGCUCAUAUGGCGCACCGGCAAUGCCAUCUCUCGGUUACGCACCCGGCCAAGUAGCACCAGGCGACUUCCGGCGCGAAGCAGACAUCCUACGCAAAGCCAUGAAAGGAUUCGGCACAGACGAGAAAGCACUGAUUCAAGUACUAGCGCGUCUAGACCCGCUCCAGAUGGCCGCAGUGCGCGCCACAUACUCGCAGCAUAUCGGUCGCGAUUUGUACAAAGAUGUCAAAUCCGAGACGGGCGGGUAUUUUGGCCAGGGAUUGUUGGCCGUGAUUGAGGGGCCGUUAAAUUACGAUGUGGAGUGUGCGCGCGAGUCGAUUGUAGGUCUUGGCACUAAGGAGUGGCUGAUGAAUGAUGUGCUCCUUGGACGGUCUAAUGCGGAUCUCAACGCUAUUAAAACGGCUUAUGAGCGCAAGUAUCAUCGUCAUCUCACAAGGGAUGUUGAGGAUGAUUUGUCGAUGAAGACUGCUGUCUUGUUUAAGCGGGUUUUGGAGGCUAGAAGACAUGAGGAGUCGAUGCCUUGCAACCCCCAGGAUAUCAGUGCUAAGGUUUCUGUUGUGCAUGCGAAGCAGAAGGAUCAGGCACUUGAUAUUUUGGCGUCUUCGUCGGAUGCGGAGCUUCGGGCCAUCGAUCAUGAGUUGAGCGCGAGGUAUCAUACUUCGCUGGAAAAGGUUAUUUUGAAGGAUUACUCGGGUCAUAUGGAGAAGGCAUACGUGCACAUGGUGCGGACUGCGACGGAUCCUGCUAUGCGUGAUGCUAUUCUGCUCGAGGAAUGCAUGGCGGGUAUGGGCACAAAGGACGAGGCUCUUGUCACGAGAAUUGUGCGUUUGCACUGGAAUCGGGAUCACAAAGAUCAAGUGAAGCGUGCCUACCGUCAUAAGUUCAAGAAAGACUUGAUCCAGCGGGUGCGUGGGGAGACUUCGGGUGACUAUGAGCGCUUGAUGGUUGCUCUAUUGGAGUAG